GGGGGUUCUUUUACCCUGCAAUCCUUUUUGUUUUAUUAGAAAAAGCUUUACAUUAUAAAAAAUAGUUGCAGCUAUGAAAUAGGUAAAAAGCAAACAUCUAUCUACAAGCAGACUUAACAGAUUUGUUUUUUUAAAGCAUGCAUUAAAAGAGUGUGGGGAACACACACACACAAUUCACUAUCCUGGUUUUGAGAUUGUGUUUGACAGGCUCAUUUAAAUGGGUGGUGAAGAAGAAGUGAUGGGUGCCUCUUGAUGUUGAGGCUGUGCCCCCGGAUAUUUUGUAUGGAAAGAAAGGGAGGCAGCUGGCUGGCGCUAGCAGGAACAUAGGUGGCUGCCCCCACUACAGUCUAAUCCAGGGAUGGGGGACCUGGUGCCCUUCAGCUCUUGAUGGACUCCAGAUCCCAUCAGCUCCACGCAGGCCAUGCUUUCCACUCAGUGGACUGGGAGACUAUGGCUGCUGUUCCUGCUCUUUGCAUGUGGAGAGAACACACAAGAUCCGGGUUCAUGCCAGCCUCAUCCCUCUUGCCAUGAGUGUAUUCAGUCUCACCCCAGCUGUGCCUGGUGCAAGCAACUGAAUUUUGUGCCAGCCGGUGAGUCAGACACAGGGCGCUGUGCCCCUCGGGUGGAGCUGGAGCGUGGUGGCUGCCUCCCCAGUGAGAUCAUGGACCCUCGCAGCAAGCAGCAUGUGCUGGAGGACAGGCCCCUGGGCAACAGUGGCCAGCAACAGAGCUUCACACAGCUGGCGCCCCAGAGAAUUGCUCUUCAGCUUCGGCCUGGAGAGGAACAGAGUUUCACAGUGCGCUUCAGAUGGGUGGAAGGUCAUCCUGUGGACCUGUACUAUCUCAUGGACCUGUCCUACUCCAUGAAGGAUGACCUGGAGAAUAUCAAGCGACUGGGAAGUGACCUACUAUCUGCCCUACGUAAUGUUACCACCUCAGUGAAGAUUGGAUUUGGCUCCUUUGUUGACAAGACAGUUCUGCCUUAUGUGAGCACAGCACCCUCGAAAUGGCAGCACCCCUGCCUGCAAGCGAAUGAGACCUGUCAGUCAGCGUUCAGCUACCAGCAUGUGCUGGCACUCACAGAUAAUGCGAGCGAGUUUGAGAGCAGAGUCAGCCAGCAGCGCAUCUCGGGUAACCUGGACACAGCUGAGGGGGGCUUUGACGCUAUCAUGCAGGCAGCCAUUUGCAAGGACCAUAUUGGCUGGCGGGAUGUGACGAAGCUGUUGGUCUUCACUUCGGAUGGCACAUUCCACAUGGCAGGAGAUGGGAAGCUGGGUGGGGUUUAUCUCCCCAAUGAUGGGCGCUGCCACUUGGAUGACAACGGGCUAUAUAUGAAAAGCCACCUAUAUGACUACCCUUCAGUUGGACACUUGGCUGAGGUGCUGUCUGAAUCCAACAUCCAGGCCAUAUUUGCUGUGACUGGGCCCAGGGUUAUUAUAUAUGAAGAGCUGAGCAGGCUCAUUCCCAAGUCGGUGGUUGCAGAACUGAAGGAGGAUUCCAGCAACGUGGUGCAGCUCAUCGCGGAUGCCUACAGUAGCCUCUCAUCCACUGUGAACCUGGAGCACUCGUCAGAUCUCCCUCCUGGCAUCUCCCUUGCUUACGACUCGCAUUGCGGUGACUCAGAAACACAUGGAGGCGCAAAGGGUGGAGAGUGCCUUGGUGUACACGUCAACCAGCAGGUGCAAUUCACGGUGCGGAUAAAGGCUACCACGUGCCUGUCUGGUCCUCAGAAGCUGGUGCUCCGAGUCCUGGGAGUGGGAGAAGAGCUGCAUGUAGACCUGACAACAGUGUGCGAGUGCCAGUGUGGGGAUACCCAGUCCUACGCGCCUCACUGUUCUGGUGGCCUUGGCAACCUUACCUGUGGAGUCUGCCGCUGUCAGGAAGGCCACGCUGGUCGGCACUGUGAGUGCAAGCAAGAGUUGGAUCCAGAGGCCACGUGCCGAGAUGUGAAUGACACAGGUCCAGUGUGCAGUGGCAAGGGUCGGUGUGUGUGUGGGAAAUGCCAGUGCAACGCCCAGGCAAGCGGACCCCUUUGCAAGUGUGACAACGCUGGCUGUGAACGGCACAAUGGGCAGCUCUGUGCAGGCAAUGGGCAAUGCAGAUGUGGCAAUUGUGAGUGCCAUCUGAACUUCACUGGCAAAGCAUGCCAGUGCAGCCUGGAUACCAGUGGGUGCAUGCAGGAGGGCAUUGUAUGUAGUGGUCAUGGUCAUUGUGUCUGCAACAGAUGCCAAUGUGAUACUGGCUGGUUUGACAGUCACUGCAGCCGGUGUGCUAAUUGCCCUACACCCUGUGAGGAGCACAGGGAUUGUGCAGAGUGCAAAGCCUUUGGAACAGGACUGCUAAGUGGGAAUUGUAGCACCUCCUGCAACCAGAUGGUGAAUGUGGUGCCAGGCUCCACCACAGAUGAGAGAUGGUGCCAGAUGGCGGCAGAAGACGGCAGCCUCCUCAUCUACCUCAUUGAGAGGGAUGAGAGAGGCAGGAUCACCUUGAUGGUGAAUGGUAAAUAUGGUACUACAACCAAGCAGACCUUCACGCUGGUGCUGUACUUGGUGCUGGGUUUUGUGUUAUUGGGACUCUUCCUCAUUAUAAUCUACCGCAUCAUCGUGGAGAUCUAUGACCGGAGAGAGUUUAAGCGCUUUGAAAAGGAGCGCAAAUGUGCCAAGUGGAACGAGGUGAACAACCCUCUGUUCAGGAGUGCCAUCACCACAGUCAUGAACCCCAAGUACAAUAGUGACUAAGGUCUGCAACCACAGCCACAAACACAGCACCAGCUGUUGGAUAAGAAUGCUGAACUUGGGCCAGAGACAACUGGAUUUGAAUCCUCAGCCAUGGGCAAGAUUUUAUUAGCUUGGCCUACCUAAUUUUAUCACCAUAAAAUGAAACUAGAAAUCAUAUUAUUUCUUCUCCCUGGGAGGACACCUUCCCACCUGUUGGUGAUUUUUUUAAAACAGAAAAAUAAACUGAAAGCAUGUGAAUUCUGAUUAAACAAAAUAAAACAUUUGGUUAGCUUAAAA
This is a messenger RNA of Rhineura floridana, 3013 nucleotides long. RefSeq names its product integrin subunit beta 7 (gene ITGB7). Gene Ontology annotation, molecular function: integrin binding. Gene Ontology annotation, biological process: cell-matrix adhesion; integrin-mediated signaling pathway; cell migration. The record is from RefSeq and is a predicted model, not a curated record. The transcript has 16 exons. Gene Ontology annotation, cellular component: cell surface; integrin complex; focal adhesion. The coding region runs from base 422 to 2737 and encodes 771 amino acids. NCBI's taxonomy places the organism in Eukaryota, Metazoa, Chordata, Lepidosauria, Squamata, Rhineuridae.